AUGGAAGUGGGUGUGGACUCAGUAGGGGGGUGGUGCCUGUCGAGGGAAGUGGGUGUGGACUCAGUAUCCAUACACAGAGAUGGACUGGGCUCGACCAAUGAGAACCCUCGACCGGUGCUGGGGGGCGGGGCUGAGGUGCGGUGGGCGGGGCCAAGGAAUCUGGUGCUGCGGAAGAGGACGGAGGGCUUCGGCUUCACGCUGCGCCACUUCAUCGUGUACCCGCCCGAAUCAACACUACGGGAUGAAAUCAACGGGAAUGAAAGAGGUCGGCUGGAGCCCAUGGACACCAUCUUUGUAAAGAAUGUCAGAGAGAAUGGCCCCGCCCACCAAGCUGGUUUAUGCACAGGUGAUCGCCUGGUUAAGGUGAACGGUGAGAGUGUGUUGGGGAAAACUUACGCACAGGUGAUCACAGUCAUCCAAAACAGUGAGAGUGUGUUGGAACUCUCCAUUAUGCCAAAGAAUGAGGAUGUGCUACAGCUGGCGUACUCACAGGACGCCUACUUGAGGGGAAACGUUUCGUACUCAGGAGGAGCUCAGCACAUCCCAGCCCCGCCCCCACCGCGUUGCCACCCCCAUAGCCCCGCCCACGACGACUCCGCCUACAUGGGUCAGAAGCUGCAGGAGGGCUGGCUAAGCCCCGCCUCUCCGCUGGAUAACUGGACAGAGGGGGGCGGGGCCAGAGGACACUACUCCUCCUCCUCCUCCUCAGGGGGCCACACCCACCAUCGCCAUGGUAACCAGGUGUGGUCUCCGCUGCCCAGCCGCAGCUCUCACACAGCUCAGGCCCUCAGCGACUGGUACUACAACCAGCACACACACACACACGCACACACGCACGCACACACACACGCACACACACCGCCCCCCCGCCCCCCCCCUCGCAGACGGAGCGCCUCUCAGGACCGGCUGGGGGAGAGCUGCAGGGGGAGGGUCUACGGCAGCUCCCAGGAUGCACUGCUGCAGUCGGGCCACGCCCACGUGAGUUCUGAUAGGUGGAGGCAGCAGGGGGUGUGGCCUGUCCGCUCGCACUCAGAGUCACUCCUGGCUGCUGCACGCCCCGCCCACUUCCUGGAGCCUCUCUCGCCGCCAUUGGAUAGACUAGAGUGGCAGGCUCCGCCCACGACCGCGUUCUCCUAUGAGAGAGAGUCUUUUGUAAGCCCCUCCCACAGACGGACAACACCACAAUCCCAACACACACACCAACACACACCACAAUCCCAACACACACACCAACACUAUGAACACACACAACACACACCCCAACACACACCCAAACACACACCCCAACACACACCUCAACACGCACCUCAAAACAUCCAGGAGCAAACAAGACCAACACACCAUUCCCCUCUCACACAACACAGAAGAGAGUCGGCGUCUCACACACACACACACACACAGGAACACACACCCCAGCAUACUCCUGGCCACACCCCUCGACCUCAAAGACCCGCCCCCCAGGUGCGCCGUCUUUCUGAGGGACAGACGCUGGGGGAGGAGCCUCAGGGUUACCGUAGCUACAGCCCCUCCUUCAACCGCAAGACUGGGCGGUUCCUCCAGCAGGCCCACUCCUUCAGAGACUCCGCCCACCCGGACCCUCUGGCGUGGAGCCCCUCCCCCGAGGCCGUGUUCUCAGACACGCCCAGCGAGGGGCGGGACCACCAGCCGACCAACCAGGUACAGCCAGCUGAAAAGGAGGCGGAGCAGGAAGUGGUGAUGAGGCAGAAGCCUCCGGGUGGACGCCACGCCCCCCACGCCCUGCACCUCCCCCCUGACUCCGCCCUGGAGAGUCUCGACCUAUCAGAGCCUGGCGUCAGCCUUGGACACGCCCCCCACGCCCUGCACCUCCCCCCUGACUCCGCCCUGGAGAGUCUCGACCUAUCAGAGCCUGGCGUCAGCCUUGAACACGCCCCCAGCACUGACUCCGCCCCCCAACAACGGAGCCGUGGGAGCCUGCCUCAGCUGCCUGUGGAGGAAGACUGCUUAGCAACCAUCCCCUUCAUCGAUGAGCUCACCAGUCCCUCUGUAGAUCUUCGGGCUCGUCUAGUCUCCGCCUCCUGUGUGGUUUCCGGUGGAGGAGUUGGCCCCUCCCCUCCCUCUAGCCCCUCCCCCCUACCGUCUCUUCUGUCUCACAAGCUCCGCCUCUCCCACCACUACAGUGUGAAGUCCAGCCGUCGCUCCUCUUACCUGCUGGCUGUCAUGGCAACGCGCUCCAAGUCAUGUGACGAGGGACUGAACAUGUUUAGUGAGGAGGGACUCUCCAGGAGGGUGCCUAAGAGGGUGAAGAGCUGUUUCAUUGGUGGGGCUCUAGGUGAUGUGGGGUCCAAGCGCCACUCUGCUUCAGAGCUGGACAGUAACUACAGCGCCCCCUGGAGGGAGGGAUGGCUCAACUACAAACACAUGAAGAAGGGGGGCAGUGGGAUUCGGCCCUGGAGGCGUGUCUUCGCUGUGCUGCGCUCCCAUUCGCUGUUCCUCUACAAGGACAAACGAGAGGCAUUGCUAGGGGGCGGGACUGAGGAUGAACCACCAAUCAACAUUGCAGGCUGCUUGAUUGACAUCGCUUACAGCGAAACACGGCGCAAACACGUGCUGCGGCUCAGCACUCAGGACUACAGCGAACACCUCCUGCAGGCGGAGGACCGCGAUGACAUGCUGACCUGGGUGCUCUGUGUCCGGGAGAACAGCAGGACCGACAGCGAGGAGCUCUGUUUCUCAAAGCAAGCACUGAUCAAUAAGAAACUUAAUGACUACAGGAAGCAGUGUAUCACAGGGAACAGGCCGGACUCCUCUCCCAGAAUGCCCCGCAUGAAGCCGCAGUUUCUUCUUCCAAAGACUGACACCACUUCAGGCCCCCGCUCCCCAAAACUAGACACCAAAGAUGAAAGUCCUCCUAAGUCGCCGUGGGGCAUCAACCUGAUGAAGAGGGGGCGCAGGGGGGCGGGGCCUAAAGCGUUUGGGGUUCGUCUGGAUGAGUGCCAACCAGCAACUGGCAACAAGUUUGUUCCUCUCAUAGUGGAGGUGUGUUGUGGGAUAGUGGAGGAUCUGGGGCUGGACUCUACGGGGAUCUACAGGGUCCCGGGGAACAACGCUUCCGUCUGCAGCCUGCAGGAGGCGCUCAACAAGGGGGCAGACAUCAACACAGCGGACGAGAAGUGGCAGGACCUCAACGUGGUCAGCAGCCUCCUCAAGUCGUUCUUCCGGAAGCUUCCUGAGCCGCUCUUCACGGAUGAUAAAUAUAAUGAUUUCAUCGAGGCGAAUCGCAUGGAGAGUGCCAGCGCUCGUCUCAAGACCAUCAAACAACUGAUCCAUGAUCUUCCAGAACACCAUUUCUACACCCUGAAGUUCCUGCUGGGCCACCUGACCACAGUAGCCGACAACGCAGACAAGAACAAGAUGGAACCCCGUAACCUGGCGCUGGUGUUUGGACCCACCCUGGUACGGACGUCGGAGGACAGCAUGACAGACAUGGUGACCCAUAUGCCCGACCGCUACAAGAUAGUGGAAACACUCCUCCAGCACAAUGAAUGGUUCUUUAGUGAGGAACCGGGGAAAGAGGAGAAGACCCCAGUGGAUUCAGAGAACAUCCAGCCGGCCCCAAACAUCGACCACUUGCUGUCCAACAUCGGCCGCACUGGAAACCUGGGAGAAACCUCAGAUUCGACCACCAGUGACUCUGCAAAGUCUAAGGGGUCCUGGGGUGCUCCUGACGUCUUGAUGCUGUCAAUCAUGUCUGCCGUCACUAGGAAGCGUCGCCAGCGGCAACAAGCCCCGCCCCUCAGCACUGACGAUGAGUCAGAGCUCGAGCCAAUCACAGCAAGUGUGACGGGGGAAGUCUCCGCCCCAAGAGCGGAAGGGGAGGAUGAUGAUGACGACGAAGAGGAGGAGGAUGAUAUUGACGAAGAUGGCCCGGAGGAGGAAGGAUCUCCCAGCAUGCCCAGCGACAGCAGGAAGGGGGCGUCGCCUGCGGUGACUGAGCAGGGGAAAGGGGGCGGGGACCAGGGUUACUCCACCCUCUCCACUCGGGGGCGGAGUCUGGGGGAGGAGGCGGACGAUGAGUGCAGUGAGCGGGUGAGCGAGACGGACACUGAGAGUGGCACACACACACUCACACACACACGCACACACACACACACACGCACACACACACACACUACUACUCCCAGCAGCUCCUCUCUCAGUCCUGGCUCCGCCCACUCACAGGGAGGACGGAGCUCCACCUCCUCCUGUGGCUCCGCCCAUCGCCUGCAGCCACGCCCCUCCUUCAGCUCCUCCCAACGGCUGAUCCAGUGUGACACGCUCGCCCGCAAAAGACAAAGGGCCGGGGCCAAGACUAAGACACGCCCACCAGAGCUGCUGGAACUGCCAUCCCACAGCCUUAGCCUGGAGGAGGGGCCUAUCACAAGCCCCGCCCCUCUGAGCUCCAGUAGCAGCUGCCCAGGUAGUCCCCAGACACGCCCACACACACACCUUCACACACACACACAGGACAGCUCACACACACACCCUCACACACACACAGAGGAGGGCGUGGCGUCGGCACACUAUUGUGACAUCACCGACCACGCCCUCGGGAGACCAGCCCGCCCUGCUGACGCCCCGCCCAUCAGAGGGGUCACGCCCAACACAAACGCCCCGCCCAUCAGAGGGGACACGCCCAACACAAACGCCCCGCCCAUCAGAGGGGACACGCCCAACACAAACGCCCCGCCCAUCAGAGGGGACACGCCCAACACAAACGUCCCGCUUCCACCAGUUCCUGGUCCUAACCCCUAA
Clupea harengus (Atlantic herring) is the source of this 4773-nucleotide messenger RNA. RefSeq names its product rho GTPase-activating protein 23-like. Gene Ontology annotation, molecular function: protein binding; phospholipid binding. The transcript has 27 exons. The record is from RefSeq and is a predicted model, not a curated record. NCBI's taxonomy places the organism in Eukaryota, Metazoa, Chordata, Actinopteri, Clupeiformes, Clupeidae. Bases 1 to 4773 code for a protein of 1590 amino acids. Gene Ontology annotation, biological process: signal transduction.